CAGGCGGCAGGGGGAGGGCUCGGAAGGGGUUCCGAGGAUCCGGGGAGCGGGCGAAGGGGCGGAGUGAGCGCCUGCAGCCGGGGCCACCCCGAUCCACAGGUCUAGGCUUGCCCACUCCCGCCACAAUGGCCUCGGGGGUGGAAGUCCUGCGCUUCCAGCUGCCGGGCCACGAGGCCGCGACGCUGCGGAACAUGAACCAGCUCCGCGCGGAGGAGCGCUUCUGCGACGUGACCAUCGUGGCCGACAGCCUCAAGUUCCGUGGCCACAAGGUCAUCCUGGCCGCCUGCUCCCCGUUCCUGCGGGACCAGUUCUUGCUGAACCCCAGCUCCGAGCUGCAGGUCUCCCUGAUGCACAGCGCACGCAUCGUGGCCGACCUGCUCCUGUCCUGCUACACGGGCGCCCUGGAGUUCGCCGUCAGGGACAUCGUCAACUACCUGACGGCCGCCUCCUACCUGCAGAUGGAGCACGUGGUGGAGAAGUGCCGGAACGCGCUCAGUCAGUUCAUCGAGCCCAAGAUAGGCCUCAAGGAGGACGGGGUCAGCGAGGCCAGCCUCGUGAGCAGCGUCAGCGCCGCCAAGUCCCUCCUCCCGCCGGCCAGGACCCCGAAGCCAGCGCCCAAGCCCCCGCCCCCUCCUCCGCUGCCCCCUCCGCUCCUGCGGCCCGUGAAGCUGGAGUUCCCACUGGACGAGGACCUGGAGCUGAAGGCCGAGGAGGAGGACGAGGACGAGGACGAGGACGUGUCUGACAUCUGCAUCGUCAAGGUGGAGUCGGCCCUCGAGGUGGCGCACCGGCUCAAACCCCCCGGAGGCCUGGGAGGGGGUCUGGGUAUUGGGGGCUCCGUGAGCGGCCACCUGGGGGAGCUGGCGCAGAGCAGCGUGGCCCCCAGCACUGUGGCCCCACCGCAGGGUGUGGUGAAGGCUUGCUACAGCCUGUCGGAGGACGCGGAAGGGGAGGGCCUGCUGCUGAUCCCCGGGGGCCGAGCCAGCGUGGGGGCCACCUCGGGCCUCGUGGAAGCGGCCGCGGUGGCCAUGGCUGCCCGGGGGGCGGGGGGCAGCCUAGGGGCAGGGGGCAGCCGGGGACCCCUGCCCGGGGGCUUCUCGAGCGGAAACCCCCUAAAGAACAUCAAGUGCACCAAGUGCCCGGAAGUGUUCCAGGGCGUGGAGAAGCUGGUCUUCCACAUGCGCGCGCAGCACUUCAUCUUCAUGUGCCCGCGCUGCGGCAAGCAGUUCAACCACAGCAGCAACCUCAACCGCCACAUGAACGUGCACCGUGGCGUCAAGUCGCACUCGUGCGGCAUCUGCGGCAAGUGCUUCACCCAGAAGUCCACGCUGCACGACCACCUCAACCUGCACUCCGGGGCGCGGCCCUACCGCUGCUCCUACUGCGACGUGCGCUUCGCCCACAAGCCGGCCAUCAGGCGGCACCUCAAGGAGCAGCACGGCAAGACCACGGCCGAGAACGUGCUGGAGGCCAGCGUGGCCGAGAUCAACGUCCUCAUCCGCUAGCGGGGGGCGGGCGCGGAGGCCGCGAGGCGGUGCCCUGCGCCGCUGGGGCGAGGCUCCGGGGCACAGGAGAAUGGGGUGGGCAGACGCGUCGGAGUGGGGAGGGAGGGAGGGAGGGAAUAGAUUCCCUGGAGAGGAGAGACCCUGCUUCUCAGAGAGAGGAUGGAGCUAGGGACAGGGUUCUUUGACAAAGCCAAGGGAACGUGGGGUCCCAGAGAUUGAUUUUCAUAGAGGUGCAUGGAUAUGUGGAUGGGGGGAAAGCGUUGCAUAGAACGGAGAAGAGGGAAGACGAAAAUGGUUUUUUCCUGGCCAGGCUGCCCGGGGGAGGAAGUUCUGACAUUUCUUGAGGCAGGGGUGGGGGGUGGGAACCGGGCGGGAGCCGGGCAGGAGGCCGCUGACUCCCUGGUUAGCGUAGAUCCCUGGGAGAGGGGGCAGUAGGGGAAACAAUUACUGAAUCUCAGACAAGGAAGAGGGAGACAGUUCUUGCAUGCCGGGGGAAUGGGACUGUGGGGCACGGCUCACCAAAACUGGAGGAUGCAGUGAAGGUGAGCCUCCUGGGUAGAUACUGGGAAGUGGGGGUACAAUAGCAAGAACAGUGAAUAGUGCAGGGGUUGGGGGGCAGGGCACUUAGGAAUAAAAGGACACAAGGAGGGCAGUUAGUGGGAGGGAGAGGAGUAGAGACCUACAGUAUUUUUUAAGAAAACAAAACGUAUUUUUUAGGAUUUUUUCUGGAGUUUGGGGGUUUUAGUUUUUCUGCUUUGUUU
Messenger RNA from Chinchilla lanigera (long-tailed chinchilla), 2266 nucleotides. It is a transcript of the gene Zbtb12, whose product is annotated as zinc finger and BTB domain containing 12. The record is from RefSeq and is a predicted model, not a curated record. Lineage: Eukaryota; Metazoa; Chordata; Mammalia; Rodentia; Chinchillidae. The transcript is spliced from 2 exons. Gene Ontology annotation, biological process: regulation of transcription by RNA polymerase II. Gene Ontology annotation, molecular function: RNA polymerase II cis-regulatory region sequence-specific DNA binding; DNA-binding transcription factor activity, RNA polymerase II-specific; protein binding. The coding region runs from base 126 to 1505 and encodes 459 amino acids.